CAUUCCCAUUGAUUGAUUUUCAUAAAUAUGUUCCUUUGUGUUUUACUCUCUAACAAUAACCUUACUUAGCGAUGAAUGGAUAUUGACAGCGGAUAAUCAUCGAGUAAAUUAAAAUAUGAAAUUACGUGUAGGCGUUACUACUCUGUAGUACUUUUUUCCUGGUACCUAUUUCAGUAUUGAAAAUGGUUGAAAAUAUGUUCCUAUUUUCGUUACUAACCGGUGUUUUUCCCUAUACCUUUUCUUCUCGUGAUAAAAUAAUAAUCGUGAAAUUUUCAAAAUUAGGUUUAAUUACGAAUCUCUGUUGUUGCGCGUUUUUAACGUACGAAAUAUUAAUAUUAGGUGUAUUGACCGUGGAAGCCAUACAACACCAGUCACCCUCGGCAGAUUUGAAAUUCGCCAUUAAAAUAGCGAAUACUGUAUUUCUACUGGUAAUUUUAAUUCGUCGAUUAAUCAGCUCGAAAGAAGAAGCUGAUAUGUGGAGUAAACUAUUGAAAAAAUCUCAACAAAUGGAUCAACAAUGGCGAAAACAGUAUCAAAAUGAUGGAAUAAUAUUCACGACAGAAUUAUUAGAAAUAAUCGCCGAGUAUGGAAUAUUUUGUUACGUACAAUUCCGCCAAAAUAAUACAUUCUACUCGUACGAUCUAACAUUAUUGAUACGUUUGGGUUUUGAAAUCCUUGUGCUGACGAUGUUAACAACCGAGCAAAGAUUGCACGUUCAUUUGAAUAAUUGCUUAAGAUGCGAUACGAUGAAGAAUUCGUUGAACGUACAUAAUUUUAGGAUACGAUUAGAUGGUUUACAUGAGUUGAGAAUGCUUAUAAAUAAGUGUUACAGUUUAGAUUUACUCUUGUAUUUCGUUAGCGUUCAAUUACUCAUGCUACUGGAGUGUUUUGAUUGGAUUAAAAUGUUCUCGAAUAGCGAAGCGCUCAAGAUAGCCGUAAUGGUAUUGGGAAUGCUGAGAAUAAUGAGAUUAUUCUGUAUUAUGACGUACAUUAUAAGCAGAUGGUGCUCCAUCGGUGAAGAGAGUAACAAGACAUUAGAGUAUUUAUUCGAGUAUGAUGCAGAUAAAUUUUCAUGCCACACGAAUUAUCAGUUGGAGUUACUAUUGGACGAUAUUCAAACUCGAAAUAAAUUAUUUUCCGCUCACAAACUUUACGACAUAAAUAUGCCUUUGCUGUAUAAUAUUUGCGGUACCGUAUUCGCUUAUUUAAUAUUGAUAAUGACCUCAUCAUCAGUUCAGUCAUAACGGCCGAACUUAUUCGUUGAAAAAAGUCGCCCAGGAAGAUGAAAAUCACGACGAUGAAGAUGAAACAAAGUGGCAAGAAAACCCUUACAAUGUCUUAUUCAAUGGAUACUUUACGAGGAAAAUAUUCUAUUCAAAGCUGGCAGAAUGUUUUUAAGAAGUUGUAAAACACGAACGACAUUUUAAUAACUUGGUCACGCUACGAUAAUCUUGUGUAAAUGGUAUCUCUUUUUAUAACGUUAGGUACGUGCGGCGAUUGUAUAAAUUUAUCUAUCGAUUUGUUUUUCAUUAUGUACCAAGAUUGAUCGUUAUGGGCGAGUUUGAAAUAUUACCUUUAUUAAAAUUUUACAUCGAG
Messenger RNA from Planococcus citri (citrus mealybug), 1596 nucleotides. RefSeq lists its product as uncharacterized. The coding region runs from base 183 to 1244 and encodes 353 amino acids. The transcript has 4 exons. The record is from RefSeq and is a predicted model, not a curated record. NCBI's taxonomy places the organism in Eukaryota, Metazoa, Arthropoda, Insecta, Hemiptera, Pseudococcidae. Gene Ontology annotation, cellular component: axon; dendrite; membrane. Gene Ontology annotation, biological process: chemosensory behavior; male courtship behavior; sensory perception of taste.